Molecule: messenger RNA, 171 nt
Organism: Colletotrichum gloeosporioides
Lineage: Eukaryota; Fungi; Ascomycota; Sordariomycetes; Glomerellales; Glomerellaceae
Exons: 1
Coding region: 1-171 (56 amino acids)
Source: RefSeq, a predicted model, not a curated record
AUGAUCACGAACUGCGUCAACUUUUACCUCGUUCAGUCGGGUGACGGGUGCUGGGCGAUCUGUGGUGCCCGGGGAAUUGCUCUGGAUGACUUUUACAAAUGGAAUCCUUCUGUCAAGACGAACUGUUCUGGGCUCCAGGCGAAUUUGUAUGUUUGUUGUGGGGUGGCUUAA